CGUGCAUGGCGAGAUCGACCGUAAAUCUAGCCUACAGCGACUGCUCAAGGAAAUCCUCGAACUCACCGAUAGUUGUUAUCAGAGAUGUAAGGCGACAAACUUCAGUCGCGGAAGCACUGAAUUCAUCCAAUCUCUAUUUCGCUAGGUGCUCUCUGAAAUAUAAAUCGAGUAAACGAAAAGUGCAUGCAGGUCUAUACGCAUCGAGAUCUCACAAGGCAGGCAAGCCAAAUGAUCUGAUGGCAAUGGGGGACCCUGCUACCUUCUUGAGCACCGCUGAAGCUCAAAACGACACAGCUGCCAUUGAGAAGGUUCGUCUGCGUUCGUCCACAAUCUCAGCUCAGGCGCCCUAUGUUCGCUGUUGAGAUCAGUCCGAUUCGAGUGCUUCCCUGGAAUGAUAUACCCACCGAGGAACGCUGCAGUGUACCUCACGCUGAAAAUGUGGGAUAGAAAAAAAUCAAGCAUUUGUCCACCUAAGACAUGGAAGAUAAAAACAAAGAGAAGAUGGAGAUUUUUUCUUUGAUGCCGUCGGCAGAAACAACACAAUCGCCAUAGACAUCAACAUGUUAACUAUCUGCUAAGUCAUCAUACGAAUCGUAACAUUUUAUCUUCUGAAACGAUGGUACUGCAAACAGCAAAAACAUAAUCCGGCGAUCAUAGCAAG
This is a messenger RNA of Varroa destructor (honeybee mite), 661 nucleotides long. RefSeq lists its product as uncharacterized. The record is from RefSeq and is a predicted model, not a curated record. NCBI's taxonomy places the organism in Eukaryota, Metazoa, Arthropoda, Arachnida, Mesostigmata, Varroidae.